AUGGUGAACGUCCAUGUGUCUGAAGAGCUGGUAACCGAAUACAGUAACCCCUCUUUCCCUGAACGGGACACCCGUCCCGAUACAUAUACACUGCGCAUUGUUGUGACCGAUCUGGAAGUGUCUCAAUUGAGGCUAGAUUUCACCCAUAUGGAACUUGGUCAACCAAAUGUCGAUGGUCAUUGUCUGGGCGAUACAUUGAGCGUGGCUAUAGUGGAGGACAACGGGUCAACCUUGUCGGCUGUGCCCACACUCUGCGGUCACAAUGAUCGACAACACAUAUACGUGGAAAUUGCACCUGGUCAAAGUAGUAAUACUAAACGCUUCGUAGAUGUAGUGAUUGACACGACACCUGAGAGUGAAUACCGAUGGCAUAUAAUAGUCACACAGAUUACCCGUGUGUCAAGUCAUUUAGCGGCUCCAACCGGUUGCUUACAGUAUUUCACCUUGCCCAGCGGACAACUUCAAAGUUUCAACUACGGCCACCAAUACAUAAGUAACAUGGAUUACGCAAUAUGCAUACAAAGGAAACAAAAAACGUGCCGGGUCAUCUACAGCGCCGACCAGGAUGAAUUUUCACUAGACAGUACCCAAGUAGACCGAUCGAGGUCGGGUGUGGGCGACAACAAUUGCGACAACGACUACCUGGCUAUAGAGGGUGGUUCGCAAUAUGGCAACAUUCCCACUCAUGAUCGUUAUUGCGGGGGUAGUCUAAAUAGUGAGCCUGAUCUAAUUAUGGGGGCGCCAGCGGAUCGUAAACUUCGAAACCUACAACGGGGUGUUUAUGUCUGCUGUGCGCUAUCACUGAUCGCUACUGUUGUAUUGCUGGUCAUCAUAUUGAUCAUAAACAUGGCAGCAGGUAAUAAUUCGUACUAUGAUAAGUGGUUUGUCACGAGCAGGGAGUUUAUCAUAUCAAUCGCUGUCAUAUCAAUAGUCACACAAUUUCUGGGCAUUUAUUCGGCCGCUAAACAAAGCUACAUAACAGCCCUGGCCUACAGUAUAAUCUGCUCGUUAUUGGCCGGAGUGACACUCGCUUACGCUAUACUAUACAAUGUUUUAGCCUGGAUUUUAGUGGUCAUACUGUUUGCAUGCGUUCCCAUCGCUUCCCUAUACACUAAACACAUAAGGGUGUUAAAGAAACGGGCACUCAAUGCCACAAAUGUGGCCAUAUAUGGUGAUCACCAAAAUAUCAUGUUGGAAAUGCCAUUAACUGAUCAACAAAUCAACUAUCCUAUACAUAAUGGUGGACAACCUAGCUAUAUAGUAUCUGGCCAACCAGGUCAAAUGCAUAUUACCGGUGCCCUUCCCAAUUCUGUCGGUCCCUAUCAAUCCCAGCCCUAUGGUUACCCACAAACGCCGACAAACCCCUCGUACACUGAGCCGAUGGCCCAACCGCCCGGUUAUAGUCAAUCACAGGUGACUCCCGACGCCUCCGUGGCUUACAGUAUUAUCAGCUCGUUAUUGACUAUAGUGACCAUCGCUUUCGCUAUACUAUACCAUGUUGUGGGUAUUUUAGUGGUCGCACUGUUUGUCAGCGUUUGCGUCGCUUCCGUAUACGCCAAACACAUCCGGGCGACGAGCAAACGGGCACUAACUAGUAAUGUGGCCAUAUAUGGUGGUCAGCAAAAUAUCAUGUUUCAAAUGCCUAUUAAUGGCCAACAAACCAACUAUCCUGCGCAUAAUGGAGGACAACCUAAUUAUAUAGUAUCUGGUCAACCAGGUCAAAUGAAUAUUACCAGCGCACUUCCCAAUUCUGUCGCUCCCUAUCAAUCCCAGUCCUAUGUUUGUCCACAAACACCGACAAACCCCUCGUACACUGAGCCGACGCUACAACCGCCCGGUUAUAGUCAAUCACAUGUGACUCCCGACGCCAGUGGGUCGGCCUAUAGCGCACCCGACGCUCAAAACAUUGCCGCAACUGUAGAACAGCAUAAAACAGUUCAAGUGGCCCCGGUAUGGCACACAUAA
Molecule: messenger RNA, 1965 nt
Organism: Medioppia subpectinata
Lineage: Eukaryota; Metazoa; Arthropoda; Arachnida; Sarcoptiformes; Oppiidae
Source: the annotation of a GenBank genome assembly